GCAUGUUUGGACGAAUGAUACAUGUCAGCCCGACUGAUUUCCGAAGCAGUAGCCCUGAAAUCACUUGCAUGUUUCUGCGGAGCUAGCCCAUAUCCAGCUGGUGUGAGAGCACUCUUAAGACAGAGACAUCCCACUUUCCUUGCGUCUCUAAUUUUGCAGUCUUCAUAAUCCUCGCGGACACUCUCUUGCACAUUCUUCCAGCGAAUUCUUCGGCAAGCAGCCCUACAAGCAAGCACAGUCACAACCGAAAGACAUCCACACACCAUGGCCUCCGUCCAGACCCAGACCAUGUCUGCCCCCCACACAUUCACAACCGUCCUACGCGGACACAGCACAGCACCACUCGCCAAACCCAGCACCCGCUCGACUCGGGCUUCAAAACCGCUGCUGGCGUACUCACCAAACAUCGCCCCCGCCCACCCAGACAUCAACAUGACCCUACUCCGCAACAAGCUCAUCCUCACAUGCCGGAACUACAUCCCACGGGUGCUCCUCCACGAAGCCGUAGCAGACGGGAUCUGGUCUUCCGCAUCACGCUGGAUAACGCCCUCCUCACAGACCGCCAGCAAGUACGGCAAGAGAAAAAGAUACUACGUCCUGCACACCGACAGUUUCACAUUCCAGCCCGUGUCGUCCGCGUGGGAAGCGCGCAUCGUAGCUGACAGCGCACCAAUCGACGCCGGGAACGGGGUUGUCAUCUUUGUCAAGGAGAGGAAAGAGUGGACAGCGUUUAUGCGCGGGUACAGGAGGCAAGGGAAGAGGGGCGCGGGCCAGCUGCUUAAGGAGAAGCAGCAGAGCGUUGAGCGCGGCUGGAAAGAUGAGUGGAAGAGGAAGUGCGGAUUAGUCGGUGAGGGGGGUGAUGCGCCGGGGAAGGCCAGUGCGAGGAGGGAGGUUAAUGCGGGACCUAUGUGGGUGCUCGUCAAGAGCGCCGUUGGUACGAUCGUAAGAGGUGAGGCCUGAAGACCCUGAUCUUGGGCUUUGUUGUCGCGGCGAGUGUUUCUUUGCAGCGUGGGUCUGGGUUUUGCAUGUAUCGGCGUUAUUAGUGAAGAUCCGCCGGCGGUUUUCGAGGCGAAGCUACGAUUUACGACAUAACUGCAUAAGCGAGCUUGCCACAGCCGUCAUUGGACAAAGAGGGGCGCUCAAGAUGCUCCGACAUGAACAAAGAGAUUAUAGACAAAUAUCAAACAUUUUCUUGAA
Messenger RNA from Didymella exigua CBS 183.55, 1197 nucleotides. RefSeq lists its product as uncharacterized. Lineage: Eukaryota; Fungi; Ascomycota; Dothideomycetes; Pleosporales; Didymellaceae. The coding region runs from base 265 to 960 and encodes 231 amino acids. The record is from RefSeq and is a predicted model, not a curated record. The transcript has a single exon.